AUGUGGGCUGCCACGUGGCAAAAAUUAGACACGGAGCAGCUGCGGGCGAGCCUGGUGGCAAGCGCCUGCACCCAUGAUCAGCUGACACUGGCGACACAGGACGUGAGCCAGCUUGCCGCGGCCGCAUGCAAGGCCCUCGCAGCCGCAUGCGACGCCGAGCCCCCACACCCCGCGCCGGAGCCCGGCCCCACGCCGCAGCUGCGCAUGGCGUCCGUCGGCCGCUUCUCGUCAGCCUGCCUGCGCCUCGCCAACGCCCUCCUGUGCUGCGCCGACGUGGCCGGGCCGCUGGUCGAUGCAGGGCAGCAUGCGGCCGCCGCGGAUGCCGCAAAGGCCGGCGUGAAGCACCUGGUCGGCGCCCUCGAGGCGCUCUGCGCGCGGCGCCUCAUGCCGGACGCCCCAUGCACGGCGCUCGACGGUGCGGUUGGAGGCGAGGAGGCAGAGGGGCGCCGGGAGCUGUGCGGGGUGGUCGCGUCGGCCUGCGAGCAGCUUCUCGAGCUGGCGCUCUCAGCGACUGCGCUGCUGACAGGGCGCGGCCCGCCCGGCGCGCCGCGCGAGAUGGUCAGCCUUGCCACCCUCAACCUCGGCUGGAGCAGCCUCGGCCGCCUGAUGGUCGCGCCCCCGCCGCCCGCGCGGCUCACGGCCGCGCCGCCGGCGCUCGUGCGACGCGCCGCGCGCGCGGCGCUGCGGCAGCUCGUCGCCGCGGCGGGCGAGCUGCGGGCGCCGGGGCAGGAGGGGCGGCUGCGGGUGGUGCGGUUCUACCUGGGGGUUGCCUUGAAGAUCCUCGGUACGUCCGCGAGCGCGACGCGCUCGGCCGCCUGGGCGCCGCUCGUCUCUGCGGCGCUCUCGCUCCACGCGGCGGACCGCCGAGGCUUCGCGCCCUCCGAGGCGGCCGCGGCCGGCGCGGUGCGCGAGCUGCUGCUACCGAAGCUGGCGGCCGCGAUGCUGGGGGCGCUGAACGAGGAGGGGGCGGGCCAGGAGGAGCUCGAGGCGCGGCUGCGCGACGUCGCUGCGGCCGCGGAGGGGACAUUGUCUGACGGCGGCGGCAGCGAGUCUCGGGAGCAGCAGCAGCAGCAGCAGCAGCCUUUUGCGACAGAGGAGGAGGUGAGCGAGUGGGAGUGCGAAGAAACGGACGCCUCGGUGCGCCUGCAGGCCGGCGUGCUGCUGGCCGCCGGCCUGCUGCAGCACGCGCCCGCCAUGCGGCCGCCGCUCGCUGAGGCCGCAGCGCGCGUGCUGCUCCCGUGGAUGGUGCGGGCGGCGGGCGUCGCAGCGGCAGACGCGCUCCUGGCGGAGCACCCAGGCGGGCUGUGGCGGCACGUGCGGUGCGCGGCGCUGGCGUUCUUGCUGGGCUGCGCCGCGGGCGGGGCCCCGCUGGAGGCGGCGUGGCGUGUGGGCGUGCAGUCGCUGCAUCUCCUGGCCAUGAGCCCCCACCCCGUCGUGGCGCGGCUGGCAAGCGCCGUGCUGUGCGGCGCGCAGCAGGCCAGCGCCUUGGGGCCGCAGGAGGAGCAGCUGGAGGCUGCCCUGGGGCUGCUGGAUGAGCUGGCAGCCGGGGAGGCGCUGGCGGGCGCGUGCCAGCUGGAUUCGUUGGGGCCGGCGUCGCGGCUGGCGGCACAUUUAGCGGCCAUGUUGCAGGCGUGCGGGCCAUCACCAGCAGCCCAGUGCUUCACGCAGCAGCGGCUCCUAUCGCCCCCUCCGCCGCCGUUGGACGCCUGUGCGGCUGCCGUGCUGGCCGGGCGCGUGCACGUGGUGUGGCUGGCACGACCGCCCGAUGAGGCGGACACAUCCGGGUUUUUCAAGGGCUGCCUGGACCUGGUGAUCAGCCAGGCGCUGCCAGUCAUCGCCGUGCUACAGCAGCAUCAGCAGCAGCAGCCUGGUCUGAAUGCUGCUGAGCUGGCGCUGCUGGAGGCGCACCUGGGUUGGCUGCUGGAGGGAGCGCAGCUGGCGGCGCAGCGGGUCCAUGACCGGCCGGGGCAGGAUGCUGCAGCAACUGCUGCCUUGCAGCAGCACUCGGCAGCGACGGCCCUUUCGGCCCUGGCGCUCCCGAGCAGCGGCGCAACCGUGGCGCACCCGGGCCCCCAGCGCCCCGCGCCGGCCUGCUACGUCGCGCCGGCGCUGCGCCUGGUGGCCGCUGCCGGCUCGGUGCUGCAGGCGGCGGCGCUUGAGGGCCUGCAUCAGCCCCUGGGAUUCCUGCUGCAGUGGGCCGGCCAGCAGCAGCAGGGGUCUCGCGAUGGGAAGGGCGGCGGCCUGCUGGUGGACAUCGCAGCAGCCGCGGGGCGGCUCGGCGGCUCGCAGACGCAGCCGCAGGCGCUGUUCCGCCACCUGCUGUCCUGCCCGCACUGGGCCGUGCGCGCGGCCGCGUUGGACGCGCUGGUGCUCUACUCCCGCACCAGCGCGGUGCACAGCACCUUCCUCGGCCUGAUCCCGCCGGCGUGCAUGGCGGGGCCAGACGCGGCGACGCUGGCGUUUGUGGCGGUGUUCAAGGCGCACAUGGGGCGCAGCCAGGAUGAGGAGGCGCAGCGCGUGCACGAGGAAUGGAUCAGCAGCGGCGGCCUGGCCGCGGCGUCGCACGCGGUGCAGCUAGAGCGGUCGCUGGCGCCGCUGGCGGCCGAGGCGGCGGCCGGCGUCGCUGGUGUCGCGCAGGCCCUGGCAACCGCAGAAGUCGCCGUGGGCCGCCUGCUCGCCGCCGCGCGCACGUCUGCGCCGCUGGCGCCCGCAGAGCGCGGCGUCGUGGGCGGCCAGGCGCGCGCCCUGCUGGGUGACCUGGCCAGCGUCGCCAGCCGCGUGCGGGGGCUGAGGGACGGACUGGAGGGGGCGCGGGACGCCUGCGGCAGCGGCGGCGCUGGCGGUCUUGUGGGGUGA
This is a messenger RNA of Monoraphidium neglectum, 2856 nucleotides long. RefSeq lists its product as hypothetical. The transcript is spliced from 9 exons. The coding region runs from base 1 to 2856 and encodes 951 amino acids. The record is from RefSeq and is a predicted model, not a curated record. NCBI's taxonomy places the organism in Eukaryota, Viridiplantae, Chlorophyta, Chlorophyceae, Sphaeropleales, Selenastraceae.